UUAAUAUGAUUUCUUUCUUACGUUUAUUUAAAAAUAAGAUCGUAACGGGAUUCGAUUAUGUGAUCGAUUUAAUAAUAUGAAUCGAAUCGAAUCGUUUUCUAAAAUGGCAACACCAUACAAUGCGACUGUCAAAUCGCCGAAUUGUCAAACCAACACGUCAAACAUAUGGAUUAUUUAUCGGAGUUAGUUUCUUGCCGCAGUGUUAAAAUUCGUGGUUAUUGUUUCUGAUGACUUUCAAUAUUUGUAUUUGACUUCAAAUCAUGAUGGAGGGUUCCCUGAGUAAAUGGACAAAUGUGAUGAAGGGCUGGCAGUAUCGGUGGUUCGUGCUGGAUGAGAAUGCGGGCCUCCUCUCGUAUUACACGUCGAAAGAGAAGAUGACGCGGGGAGUACGCCGCGGUUGUGUGAGGUUGAGGGCGGCGGUCAUAGGCAUUGAUGAUGAGGAUGACUCCACCUUCACCAUCACAGUCGACCACAAAACCUUCCACUUCCAGGCUCGUGAUGGAUCAGAACGAGAGCGUUGGGUCCGCGCUCUCGAGGAGACUAUAUCGCGACAUGGCAGGCGAGGAUGGUCGAGGAGCAUGCCCACAUCUCGGCACCGCCACGGCGACCUAGAGCGACGUAUAUCUGAAGCAGAUGCUUACCUGCAGAUCAUGAUUGAUCUCGUUUCCAAAAUAAGUUUGCGAGUAUCCGAGCUGGCCGAUCCGCAUGAGAAAAAUAAAGGGCAAGUGAUAUUAGACCAUUCCAACGCAAUGUUGGAUAACAUAAAACAUUCCAUAGUGCUUCUUCAAAUAGCUAAGAAUACUGUAAAUCCAGUCAACGGUGUUUAUCAAGGUCCAACGAAUUCUUCUCAAACACAUAUCAAGCUAACCAAUCAAGGUGCAGAGCUGUCACCUCGAGUGGAAAUGGGGGCCGAGUGUCGUGAGCUGCCGACCCCCACGCGGCCACUACCCUCCCUGGAAGACAUCGAUGCCCCUAGAGCCAUGUCCCUGUUCGUGCCGGACACAUCAUAUUCAUCAUCGGAGGGCGAGGAUGAUUUCUACGAUGCAGAUGACGAGCCCGCUGACAUCCCCCAACCGGGGCCCAGCGCGAGCCGCACGUGCCCGGCGGAGGGUGCGCCCGAGCAGGACUCGGCGCAGCCCGCUGUCGAUCUGCCGCGCACCAGAGACGGGGAGAUCGACUACGAUGCACUGUAUGAAGAUGAAUCGGAUAGCGACUUGGGCUCAAUGGAGAACCACGGCUCAGUGGUUACUCAUCUCCUCUCACAGGUCAAGAUUGGAAUGGAUCUCACAAAGGUCGUGCUGCCAACGUUUAUUCUAGAGAGGCGGUCACUCCUAGAAAUGUAUGCAGACUCCUUCGCCCAUCCUGAUCAGUUCGUCAAGAUAGUAGACAUGCCAACUCCUCGCGACCGCAUGGUGCAAGUGGUUAGAUGGUACCUCAGUUCAUACCACGCCGGUCGCAAGUCCCAGGUCGCCAAGAAACCCUACAACCCGAUCCUCGGCGAGGUGUUCCGAUGCCAUUGGGAAUUGGACGGCGCGGAGACCCACACAUCCAAUACUGAGAAGCAGGAAGUCGGCGACGGCCCAGUGCCAUGGUGUACACCAGACCAGUUGUCCUUUGUGGCGGAGCAAGUGUCCCAUCACCCACCGAUCUCUGCAUUCUAUGCGGAACACGUCAACAAGCGCAUACAGUUUGAGGCGUGGGUGUGGACCAAGAGCAAGUUCCUCGGCCUGUCCAUCGGCGUCCACAACAUAGGACGCGGAACUGUCACCCUACUCGAUACCGGCGAGGAGUAUACUCUCACCUUCCCUAAUGGAUAUGGCAGAUCAAUACUGACAGUGCCGUGGAUAGAACUGGGCGGUUCUGUAGUUAUCGAGUGUGUCCAAACUGGCCACAAAGCGAACAUAGAGUUCCUCACUAAGCCGUUCUACGGGGGCAAGAAACACCGCGUCACGUGCGAAGUGUACGCCGGCACCGACAAGAAGGCGUACUACACCGCGCAGGGCGAGUGGAACUCCAGGAUGGAUGGACGAUGGACCGAGUCUGGGAGGACGGAGGUGCUGUUCGAGGUGGCGAGCAUGAAGCCGCGGCGGAAGCGCGUGGCGCCGGUGUCGCGGCAGGCGGCGGCGGAGUCCCGCCGCGUGUGGCGCCACGUGACGGCCGGCCUGCGAGCCGCCGAUACAGAAGCAGCCACCGCCGCCAAGCGCGCCGUCGAGCAGGCGCAACGUGACGCCGCUAAGCGACGGGAUGCCGCCGCUGAGAAGUGGACCACGCAGUUAUUCAACCCUAAAGGCGAGGACGGCUGGGAAUACAGUACACCACUAAAGAACCGUCUCGAGAAAUCUACGCCCCAACACAAACCCACCGAGAACGCGGAGAAUACGAGAUAAUGGACUUUAAAUGUUGUUAAGUAAUGUGGACUUUAAACUAAUGCCCCUAAGGUAGAGAUUCCAUCGUCACAUCAAACGGACCUCUUAGCGAACUAGAUAAACCCGUUGUUAUUUCGUGACGCACCAGUGUUAAUCGCUUAGGUAAUUUGGGAAGUAUAGGCUGUUAAAAGUCUUUUGCCAUAAUUUCUAUUCGAAACUAUGACGUUCGUAAAGGUUGGUGACGACUGCCAAAUGCAAGAACUCUAUUCAAAUUAGAUAUAGAAUACAUUUUUCUUACGUACUUUUUUGGGGUCUAGUACAAUGUUAGAGACGGGGAUCAAUGUCCCAGUCUUGAAAUAUAAUAUUCUGUCAAUACUAUGAAGCCUAUAAAUAAUCUCUAUGAAUAUUUCGUACUUCAUUGCAUGCUAUAUACCGACUGUGUAGAUUCAGACACUAUAAUAACUCUAUACUUAUUACUUAUUAGUCUAUGUUUAUAUUGCAAGGGUUUACAACGCCCGAUUCAUGUUUCUGGCAAUAUAAGGGAUUAUGGAAUGCAAUGGCUCCAUAUCACCAGACGAGCCUGCUUAAUAACUUGAAAUAAAG
Achroia grisella is the source of this 2969-nucleotide messenger RNA. RefSeq names its product oxysterol-binding protein-related protein 9. Gene Ontology annotation, cellular component: intracellular membrane-bounded organelle; membrane; cytosol. Lineage: Eukaryota; Metazoa; Arthropoda; Insecta; Lepidoptera; Pyralidae. Gene Ontology annotation, molecular function: sterol binding. Bases 261 to 2387 code for a protein of 708 amino acids. The record is from RefSeq and is a predicted model, not a curated record. The transcript is spliced from 16 exons.